UGCCUGUGCCACAAUGGCCGUUCCACCCACAACCAUAGUUUACACAGGAAAGGUUCGUUUGCGUGCAGUGGUCAGAAUGAGGUGCCCAAUUUGCAAUGUUCAAAUUAAUAAGUGGAACUUGAAAAAACAUAUUGACCGCAAACACACAGAGCAAAAAACACUAGACAUCAAUGCUAGAUGCCAUCUUACCAGUCAAUGCAUUGAUGGGAAAAAUGGCAUUUUUGCUGUUAUGAAGACAUUUAAAGGGCAUAGCAUACCACUUCAUGUACAGUGUAAAACAUGGGGGGAAAUUCACACUGUGCUAUGUCAAUCCAAUGAAUGCCAGAUCAAUAUGGAAGUAGCACAAAUGAGUGGUCUUGUAUCUUAUCACUGCAAACACAUCAGGUCAGUUAGCUACUGUACUUCCUCGGCCAAGACCAUUUUGCUGUCUGAGAAAGUAUUGUCGGAGAUGGUGAGCACAAAGUGGUUUAGUGAAGAAAAGAAGAAGACCUGCCUUGCUCGACAGCAGCUUGCGAACACCAACAGGGUUCCACUGUCAGUUAUCACGACAAUUGGAAUACCACAAACAAAAAAAUGCAUUUCUGUCUAUGAACCAUCUAUGUCCUAUUACAGCCGCUUGGGACGUGUCAUUGUUGUUUAUGAUGCAAAGUUAAACACCUGGCACUGUCCAUGUGCCAGAUUAAGGCGAUCUUGCAUUCACAAAUAUAUUGCCAAAUGGCACUUGUUUGAGACCCACCGUGAACUUUUCAGGACCGUCAUUAGUACAGAGGAAGCACUGCAAGCAAAUGAGCAACUCUGUUCUUUUGAAGAAAGGAAUGUGAGAGAUGAUCAUUCUGUUUAUCCUCCAAAAGGUGUGGGACUAGAGAGUAUAGUGACUUAUAUUUUGAGGAACAAGAAGAUACCUGCUGCCCUGCCAAAGAAUUUGCAUGUACCAACAGCUUACAUGUACUAUCCAAAGAACCUUUUUCCGGAAGAAACAAUGUGCCAGAGAUGCCCCAGCAUUGUCCCACUUAGUGACCCUAUGCUGAUUACACGAAAGGCAAAAAUACUGACCAACUGGUGCAUCAUUGAAGUUUUUUAUCUUUUAGAUAUUUCCACUUACUGCAAGCAGUGCCCACAGUGUGGAAUGUUCUAUCGCUACCAAGAGUGGAAAGACCACCUCCACAAUUUUAACGAUUACAUUAUUCUUGACUUGGCAUUAUGCCUGACCUUGAGAAACCUUCUCCAGGUCCAUACUGCAGUGAGCAGAGCUGUUGAAUAUUUACAGCUCACAGCAGGUGUGCAGUUUCCACCAUCGGACACAGUGCUGCAUGCCUAUUUACAUUUUGAGGCCCUGACGGAUCAUGAGUAUAAGUACUCGUGUGUCACUUGUGGUGAUCAUUCCCCAGUGGUGGUAAUGGAUUUGCACAAAAAAGGUGUUUUCAAGAUAUCAGUAAAUGAUAUAAAAAAACCACCAGAGAAUUUCAGAGGAGAGGUUGAUUUGGAAACUUUUUGGGAGGCAUUGUCCAAGGAGAUGAUUUGUCGUGGAUUUGUUGUCAGUGGAAGAUGUAAUCCUUUUGCAGUACCACCAAGUUUUCACUUUUGGGCUCCUUGGAUAGGCAGGAGGACUCGGCGCUCAAAUGUUGUGGUGAACACUGAAUUUGAAAAGAUUCAUUUUCCAAAGUCUUUGUCAGAGGCUGCUGAAAUUUUGGUUUCAGAAGACAGGCUUAUAGAUGAACUUUUCAAGCAGAAGGUUGAAGUGAUAAGAAAAUUGUGUAAAGAGUGUGGACUGGAUUCCAGUGGAUCACGUAGUGACCUGCUACUUAGACUAUCAAAUGAAAUGAAGUCUAGGCAAAUGUAUGACAAAAUAUUUCAAAAAAUUUGGGCAGUCUCUGGUGGAUGGGCAGUAAUCAUGUGUCCAUGUGGGAUUGUUUACAGCCUUAAAUGUAAUCUGCGAGCUGAGAGCCCUCGUGACUUUGCUGAUUUGCUGCUGUCAUGGAAACACAUGCCGAAUGUGGUAAUUUAUGACUUUGCCAGGGGUCUUGCCACACAUACUAAUCUCAGGGUACCAGAAAAGCUGCCCUUCUCUCCAUUUGAAGGACGUUUAGCUGAACCUACUGAAAGCAGCCUAGCACUAGCCACAUGCGGAAAGCUGAAAGUGUCCCUACCUUGGCUGAACACUAAAAAGGUAAUGGCAGAUCCAGAUGGUCAUCCCACAACGGGUUCUUCUGAUCAUUAUGCACUGUAUGAUAGAUUUCAUGAGAGCAAUACCAAAGACCGUAGGGAUAUCCUGAGGAAACUCACCUUGGUACCACAGCUGGCUGGGAGGGUGAAUAGUCAGGUUGCUGAACAACUGUUUGCUAAGAUGAGGAAAAACAACUACUUCUUGAAUAUGACAAUGCCAUCAACCCAUCUCUUUCAAAUGAGGAACAUAAUUCAUCACUACAAUCAAAACAGGAACAACAACAUUUUAAACAGGCUAAAGAAGACUUUUGGGUCUGAAAUGGUGAUGAAUGUUCAUGGACUGGCCACGUUCGACAGAAUUUGA
Molecule: messenger RNA, 2527 nt
Organism: Erpetoichthys calabaricus (reedfish)
Lineage: Eukaryota; Metazoa; Chordata; Cladistia; Polypteriformes; Polypteridae
Exons: 8
Coding region: 14-2527 (837 amino acids)
Source: RefSeq, a predicted model, not a curated record